This is a messenger RNA of Alternaria atra, 780 nucleotides long. RefSeq lists its product as uncharacterized. The coding region runs from base 1 to 780 and encodes 259 amino acids. The record is from RefSeq and is a predicted model, not a curated record. Gene Ontology annotation, molecular function: structural constituent of ribosome. Gene Ontology annotation, biological process: mitochondrial translation. Gene Ontology annotation, cellular component: mitochondrial large ribosomal subunit; mitochondrial ribosome. The transcript is spliced from 3 exons. NCBI's taxonomy places the organism in Eukaryota, Fungi, Ascomycota, Dothideomycetes, Pleosporales, Pleosporaceae.
AUGGCUACGAUACCCUCCUCACGACUGCUCCGGCCCAAUCUAGCAUUGGUGCAACAGGACACAAUCCUCUCUUUCCUCGUCCCAUCGGUCCAAUGCGCGCGCUUCUCCACAUCACCCGCCCGAUGGAAGAGAGACAACAACAAGAACAGAGGAAACUCUGCAGUCAGAGCCACCGGUCUGCGUCCUAGACAGACAUUGUCAGUCAGGGAGAAAGAUUUUUCGAAGCAGCAAUUGCCGACACCCGUCAAGAUUGAGCAGGAAGUGACGGGCACACCAGACCAUGGCCUUUGGGAUUUCUUCAAGGACCAGAGGCUUUUACAAACACCUGUGGAAGAGCAGAGGCAUGGAAGAUCGUGGACUGUUGGCGAACUACGCAGUCGAGACUGGGAGUCGCUACACCAGCUGUGGUGGGUAUGUGUGAAGGAGCGGAAUCGUCUUGCGACCGAGAAACUCGAGCGCAAGCGUCUAGAUGCGGGCUACGGCGAUUAUGAGAAUCAGGAGCGAGACAAGACUGUGCAGGAGACGAUGAAGGCAAUUCUGGACACACUAGCUGAGCGACACCUGGCAUACCAGGAAGCCUAUGUACUGGCACAACGCGAUCCGGACAUUGACCUGACAAGAACAGACGGCCCACAGUACACUCAACCAACAUAUGACCCGUUAGAAGCAGAUGAGGCGCCGUACACUGCUGAGGCCGAGGCACCCGUCGAAGAGCCCUCGAAAGACAAAAUACUUUCAGAACCAGAAGUACAACCGAAGGUGAAGGUGAAUCACGCAUGA